CAGUGCCGAACGACAAAAGUUCACAACUGGGCGGAUUGCUUGCAAAGUAUUAAGACUUAUUUCUUCUUUAUACAAGUGCAGGGUGAAUUCUUUCUUAGCUUCUGAAAACAACUACACGAAGGAAAACGAUGCCCUGUCUUAUUAUGAGAUGCAUUUACACUAUUCUUAUCGUCGGUUGUGUGUGUUAUGGACAUGAAACAUGGACGUGCACGACAAACACAGAUGCGCUAGUGACAAACACGUGCCCAAAGGAAAUGGAAGAGAAAAUUAAUUCCUUAGAAGUUCAGAUACAACAACUCCAGAGGCUUGUUCAAGAACAAAACACUUCUAUGUUUACUACUAUAGAAGGCUUUCCUAAAGACUGUUCAGAAAUAUAUAGGAAUGGAACAAGGACAGACGGAGUUUACUCUAUCUCACCAGAUGGAAGGUGCCCAUUCUUUGUGUAUUGCGACAUGACGAACGGGGGCUGGACUUUGAUCCAGAAUCGGGUUGACCGUAAGGUAAACUUUUACCGAUCCUGGGACGACUACGUUAGCGGAUUUGGUGAUGUUGACGGAUCUCAUUGGCUAGGCUUGGAGAAGAUACACCGUUUGACUCGAGAUGGCAGCCAGAUAUAUUUCGAUAUGGAGAAUUAUGAUGGCACAACUGAGUAUGCACAUUACAAGGUGUUUACCGUUCACGGAGCGACAACUUCUUACACUAUGAACGUAGAUGCCUUUAAUUAUGAGGGUAGCAUUGACGAACUACUGAGUUUCCAUAAUAAUAUGAAAUUUUCAACGUAUGACAGGGAUAAUGAUAUUUCGUCAGAAAAUUGCUGUGUCAAGUAUUUAGACGGUGGAGGAUGGUGGAACAAAAACUGUUACAGGUUGGGAAACAUGAAUGGAGUUUUCAGUAAAACACAACAAGGUGGUAUCGGCUACUGGACUACAAAGAACGUUCCUAUUAAAAAGGUCACCAUUAAGGUGAAAGCCAUGAAUGGUCAAUGUUAAAACACUGGCGACGGUGUCUUCUCCUCUGUCAUUUAUAACAUUAUCCUGAUCAAUGAGCAAUACCAUGGACACGUUUCAUUUAAGGAUCAAUGAUAUAGCUUUAUAUAUAUAGAAUGUAUGUAUUAAUCUUUGUACAGUUUUGGCGUAAAUUAUCAUUACAGAGGCUACUUAUAGGGUCUGAACACUUGGCUUUGCUGCAUUCAUGUUAUUCCAGCAGGUAUACAUGUUUUGAUUCCAUACAAAAUUUCGUUUCAUUACGGACUUUUAGUAACAUCGACCUAACGGAAAAUUGAUAAAUUUGUCUUAUAAACAAAGAAGGACAAAAUUACUUAUUAAUAAACAUAAAUAGAAAAGGGCCUAUUUGAAAAUUCAACCCAUACGGUAACCCAAAAAUUGAAGUUUCUUUCUUUCCGGAUCGUAUGAAUAUUUUUGGCGCCAUAUAACAUGCACUGUGGUGGUGCACCAUAAAACCAAAAUCAAAUCAAAUUUAAUUUAAUCAUUUGAGAGCGGACGCAGUGGUUCAGUGGUAACACUGUUUGACUACGAAAAUAUGGAUCGCGAGUUCAGAGGCCCCGCUAAGCCAACUAAAAUUACUAACAUUGGGAUAAGAGUCCCGUUUAUGGGUGCUUUACACCUGGAACACUAAAGAACUAGGGAAGCUUCUGAAAUUGGAGCGUCUUCUGUAUCUUACAUUAUCUUCCUACUAGCAUUGCUUACAGUCUUCUGGAGGCGUUAUCCAUAUGGAUUACCGAUGGCUACUAUAAAUAAGCUUACAACGAUCACUUUUAUAAUAUGCUAAUCGAAAAUGUGUGAGAAAUUUCAAAAAUGUACUAUUAGUUGUAUGAGAGAUAUUGAGAUGGAGCGUUAGAAAUUCCGCUAAUGUAUUUCAUCGUAGGAAUGAUAUCUUAUUUAUCGACGGGGCGUUAGAGGUCCUGUAAGUGUAUUUUAUCGCGGGAAUGAUGAUAUCUUAAUUAUCGACGGGGCGUUAGAAAUCCGUCCUGUAAGUGUAUUUUUCGCAGGAAUGAUGAUAUCUUAAUUAUCGACGGUGCGUUAGAAGUCCUGUACGUGUAUUUUAUCGCAGUAAUAAUGAUAUCUUGAUAUACCAUCUAUUGUUUUUGACAGGUAAUCAGUUUUGGUUUAGCAAGAUUGUAUGAAAACAUUCGUCCUUAAUAAGAAAAAAAAACGUCGUUUUUGUGUAAUACAGUGUGAUUUAGUAUAUCAUUUACUAGUUUACCAGUUAUGUUCGAAUUACUGCCGGCAAUUAGUGUUUGUGUACAGUAGCCUAAAACUUCCUUUUAUAAGACGCAUGGUUGAUAUUUCUCAUGUUGUGUGACGUAGUAGAUGUCCUUCUAAAAUAUAUAUCAAAAGCACGUGAAAGAUGCUAUUCAUUUUCACCAUAUAAUUUUAGCAUAGAACAUUGCAUAAUAGAUGUUUUACAGUAAAAGAAGGUAGAAAUCUCUCCUAUCAAAAUAAGUGUUGUGUGAUAAUCCUUGCGGCCUGUGUAAGAAGAGUCCCGAAAAAGCAGGCAUGUUGUUGUGAUUAACUAUAUUGUAAGUUGUUGCCAUGGUUGCAAUAUUUCAAAGGCAAAUACAGGUUUCAGUUCCAUAUUUGUUUCUUUUGUUCCCACUGUUCAUACAUUAAUUGGCAAUCUAUGGUCUGCUUUCUGUGUCAUGUGCCAUAUCAUGAAUGCAUUUUGACUAGAGUCAAAUUAGAAAGUGUUUAAAGUUAACCAUAUAAAAGCCGCAUUUUUAAUGAUAUAAAGUACAGAUGAGGUUGUUGUUCUGGAAAGGUAAAUUUGUUAGUAUAUUUCAGCUUAGGGAAAUUUUGAUGAUGUUGUAAAAGAGAGGUUUUUGCUGAAGAGAGGGCUGCUCUAGAGAGGUUGCACUGUACAAAUAAAUAAUAACUUUUCCGUAUUUUAUCUUAUUUGUUAAACGACUGCGUUUUAAUAAAAUAUUUCUUUUUGCUUAUGAUUUAAUAUAAUAUUGAAAUUAAAAUGCAAUAUUCGAA
Messenger RNA from Mercenaria mercenaria, 2996 nucleotides. RefSeq names its product microfibril-associated glycoprotein 4-like. The record is from RefSeq and is a predicted model, not a curated record. NCBI's taxonomy places the organism in Eukaryota, Metazoa, Mollusca, Bivalvia, Venerida, Veneridae. The transcript has 4 exons. Bases 129 to 989 code for a protein of 286 amino acids.